CACAGGGAGGCGCUCCAGGCUCCGGCUGUACUCCGCGCUCCUCGUUCUUUGAGCUUCAGACCGAUGAGCCGCUGAUGUUGUGGACCGGGAUCUUUUCUGACGGUAGCUCCUCUUGCUCAAACCAGGAUCCCUUCUGAUGGUAGCUGCUCCUGUUGAGACCAAUCUGAAGACCGUUUUUAACCCAGACGACACCACUCCUCAGUACUCGUAGCCGUGUUCAGUACUCGGUGCUGUUAGCCACCGGAAGGUCCGUGAGAGGUAUGGCUGAGCCUGAGCUGCUGCUGGACUCCAACAUCCGCCUGUGGGUGGUUCUGCCCAUCGUCUUCAUCACCUUCUUGGUUGGGAUUAUCCGACAUUAUGUGUCGAUUCUUCUUCAAAGUGAUAAGAAGCUGACAUUAGAACAGGUCUCCGACAGUCAGGUUCUCAUCAGGAGCAGAAUUCUCAGAGAAAAUGGGAAAUAUAUUCCAAAACAGUCAUUUUUGAUGAGAAAAUUCUACUUCAAUAAUCAAGAUGAUGGGUUCUUCAAGAAGAGCAAACGAAAGGUGAUCCCACCAUCUCCAAUGACAGAUCCCAGCAUGCUGACCGACAUGAUGAAGGGGAACGUCACCAACGUUCUUCCCAUGAUCCUCAUCGGAGGAUGGAUCAAUUGGACCUUCUCUGGAUUUGUAACAACCAAGGUGCCCUUCCCUCUCACUCUGCGCUUUAAGCCCAUGCUUCAACAGGGCAUAGAGCUGCUGUCCCUCGAUGCUUCCUGGGUGAGCUCUGCCUCGUGGUACUUCCUGAAUGUCUUCGGAUUGCGGAGCAUGUACUCACUAAUCCUAGGACAAGAUAACGGUGCUGACCAGUCAAGGAUCAUGCAGGAGCAGAUGAGCGGUGCUGCCAUGGCGAUGCCUGCCGACACAAACAAAGCGUUCAAGGCUGAGUGGGAGGCUCUGGAGCUAACAGACCACCAAUGGGCUCUGGACGCGGUGGAAGAGGAGCUGAUGGGCCGGGAGCUGGACUUUGAUGGGAUGUUUAGCAAAGACCUGCCAACCGGUAUCUUCUGAUGGCCCCUCAGUUGUACCUCCUGGUUGCCCCUCAUUGGCACCUCCUGGUGGUCGGUCAGUUGAACCUCCUGAUGGCCCCUCGGUGGUACCUUCUGAUGGCCUGUCAGUGGUACCUCCUGAUGGUCAGUGGAACGUCUUGAUGGCCCCUCAGUAGUAACUUCUGAUGGCUUGUCAUUGGUACCUUCUGAUGGCCUGUCAGUUUUACCCUGGCCCAGAACGGUCCCUUUAUUGUUUAGUGUAGGCAAUCUUUUAGCAGUUUAAGAUUAAUUUGAUAGACAAGGGAAUAGUCCUUCCACUGUAUGCAAAGUUUACAUUAACAUCUGUACCAUGGUCCUCGUCCUCUACUGUUCUGGAUUGACCCCCGGCUACGAUGUGAAGAGAACGGUUCACUGGUUCUGACGAACUGGUGAAUAAAGAGUCAAGUGGUAUCGGCGUAGAUUUUUUUUUUAUUAUAUUAUUUGUAGCCUGUGACUAGGAAGUGAUUUCUGCUUUUGACAUUUCACUGUAUUGGGAUGUGAAAUGUCCUAAUCCACUGGUGUGGCAAGCCAACAUCAUGUUAGUUCUAGGACACAACUGUUUAAAAAUAAUUGCAUUUCAUUUCACGUUCUUAACAUUUCAUUUUUUAUUUUUUAUAUGUUCUGUUAAUAUAGAGACGGCCGAAACUUCAUGUUGGCUGCCUAAAUAAUGUAACGCCUGGGUUUUACUCUAUCGUUUUUGGAAAUAUUUAUUUAGACAAUUAUUUUGUAACUAUUCCUUGUGUUUUGUAUAAAGCCAUGUUUGACUACA
Molecule: messenger RNA, 1832 nt
Organism: Gadus morhua (Atlantic cod)
Lineage: Eukaryota; Metazoa; Chordata; Actinopteri; Gadiformes; Gadidae
Gene: emc3
Product: ER membrane protein complex subunit 3
Exons: 9
Coding region: 261-1046 (261 amino acids)
Biological process (GO): protein folding in endoplasmic reticulum
Cellular component (GO): EMC complex; membrane
Source: RefSeq, a predicted model, not a curated record